AUGGCUCUUUGUAAGUUGGCCGCUCAAACCUCGCUUCUUUGUCACUUCCCUACACCACGGGCUCGCCAAACCACUGAACGCAAACAGGCCUGGAAGCCGCCCCGGACCAUGUGGAGAGUCGAGUUUUCAAGGCCCCGAUACUAUAGAAAGAAUGCCAUGCGGGCCUCGACAGAUGUGGACCUGCGGAAUCUCAGCGAUGCCAACAAGCGGGAGCUCCAAUCGUGCGUUUCUGCUCACGUUGCCGGACAGCACUGCGACCACAACGACGGACCCUGCGCCGUUACGUUCCUCACCGGCUCCCUACUUUGGGCGCUCCACUACGCACAUUGGCUUUUGAGCCAUGAGUACAAAGACGUCAGGUUGAUGCUGGUUGACUCAAGGAAUAUCCCGGUGGAAAAGAUUUACCCAGCCUUAAGCCUGGCUGCAUUCCUGGAUGUCAAACCCCUGGAUGGAGUAUGGCAAAACCACUCCUACCAGGAAUACUUUGUGCUUGGCGAUGCAGCUGGCAUUGCCAUCUCGAAGAUCGUUGGAAUAAAUCCUCUCCGCAGCAUCUAA
This is a messenger RNA of Pochonia chlamydosporia 170, 555 nucleotides long. RefSeq lists its product as hypothetical. The transcript has a single exon. The record is from RefSeq and is a predicted model, not a curated record. Bases 1 to 555 code for a protein of 184 amino acids. NCBI's taxonomy places the organism in Eukaryota, Fungi, Ascomycota, Sordariomycetes, Hypocreales, Clavicipitaceae.